AUGCCUGUCUCCGGGUCUUUGAGCAACGUGGACUGGGAGCCGAGCUUCUCCACGGUUGCCGUCCAUGGUGGCCAGGAGCCCGACCCUGUCAACGGCUCUCGUGCUGUCCCUCUGUACCAGACGGCUGCUUACAACUUCACCGACGCUGCUGAUGGCGCCAGCAAGUUUGCAUGGAGCAAGGACGGAUAUGUUUAUACGCGCAUGGGCAACCCGACCAACAGCGUCUUCGAGUCGCGCAUGGCGAUGCUCGAGGGCGGUGUCGGCGCCGUUGCAGCGUCCUCGGGCCACGCCGCGCAGUUCAUGGCCCUGACGCAGUGCUGCGAGCCCGGCCACAACUUUGUCAGCACCAGCUGGCUGUAUGGCGGCACCUACAACCAGUUCCGAGUGUACAUGAAAAAGUUCAAGAUCGACGUCAAGUGGGUUGUCGGCAACGAGCCCGCCGACAUUGACGCGGCCAUUGACGAGAACACACGGUGCGUCUACAUUGAGACGAUCAGCAACCCGAAGCAUAGCGUCCCCGACAUUCAGGCCAUCGCCGAUGUGGCGCACAAGCACGGCAUCCCGCUCAUUGUGGACAACACCUUUGGCAUGGGCGGAUACCUCUGCCAGCCCAUCAAGCAGGGCGCCGACAUUGUCACCCACUCCGCAACCAAGUGGAUCGGCGGCCACGGCACGUCGAUGGGCGGCAUCGUCGUUGACGGCGGUCACUUUGACUGGAGCGCCUCGGGCAAGUUUCCCGGCUUCACGGAGCCGGCGGACGGUUACCACGGUCUGAGGUUCUGGGACACGUACGGGUACAAGGCGCUCUCGGCCAAGGUGCGGAUGGACAGCAUGCGUGACCUGGGACCGUGCCUGAGCCCCUUCAACGCGUGGCUCUUGCUCCAGGGUUUGGAGACACUCGCGCUGAGAGGCGAGCGGCACUCGGAGAACACGCAGAAGCUGGCCGAGUGGCUCGAGGCACACCCGAGCGUCAACUGGGUGCUCUACCCGGGUCUCAAGUCACACCCGGACUACGAGUACACUAAGAGGGUGUUCACAAAUGGCGCCGGCGGUGUGCUGACAUUCGGUGUCGCCGGAAACAUCGACCAAGUCCGCUCCGUCGUCGACAAUCUCAAGCUCUGCUCGCACCUCGCCAACGUCGGCGACGCAAAGACGCUCAUCAUCCACCCGUGGGUGACGACGCACCAGCAGCUCCCCGACGAGGAGAAGAUCAAGGGCGGCGUGACGCCUGACCUGAUCCGCGUGUCAGUGGGCAUCGAAGGAUUCGAGGAUAUCAAGAAGGACUUUGCGCAGGCGUUCGAGGCGGCGGGCCUACCGGCGGCGACCAAGGCGGGCGGCGACCCGUUCGAUACGGCGCUAAGGUUGGUCUCGGGCGGGUUCAUGGGGGAGAAGGCGACGGGGGCGCCGAGGCCUGGGACGGACGGGACUGUGUCUGUUAAGGCGUAA
Colletotrichum spaethianum is the source of this 1446-nucleotide messenger RNA. RefSeq names its product homocysteine synthase. NCBI's taxonomy places the organism in Eukaryota, Fungi, Ascomycota, Sordariomycetes, Glomerellales, Glomerellaceae. Bases 1 to 1446 code for a protein of 481 amino acids. Gene Ontology annotation, molecular function: pyridoxal phosphate binding; transferase activity, transferring alkyl or aryl (other than methyl) groups. The transcript is spliced from 4 exons. Gene Ontology annotation, biological process: transsulfuration. The record is from RefSeq and is a predicted model, not a curated record.